AUGGCUGCCAACAACGACAACACUUCCACCCUCAAGUCGUACGUCGACUCUGCCACUGGCGCUGCCCAGAAUCUCCUCGGCUCUCUCACCGGCAGCACUGCCGAUCAGAACAAGGGAGAGGCCAAGCAGGACAAGGCACAGCUCGAACACGAUGCUUCCCACGCUACUGCUAAGAUUCCCGGCUUCACUGCCACCGCUGGUGGUGUGACCAAGGACGACCCCGAUCGUGCUGGCGGCUCCUGGAACCAGACCGUCGGCUCUGCUAAGGAGACUGUUGGUGGUCUUGUCGGCUCCGAGAACUUGAAGCAGCAAGGUCGUGAGCAGAACCUCGAGGGCCAGGAGCAGGAGGCCAAGGGCCAGCUCAACGAUUACACCUCUGGCAUUGGCAACCGUGUCCAGGGCACCAUUGGUGGUGCUGUCGCUGGCCUUACCGGCGACAAGGCUGGCCAGGCACACUACGAGGGUCUCCACGACACAGGCAAGACUCAGCAGCGUGGUGCCGAGCAUGACAUACAGAAGCAGGCCGAGGCCAGACAGCACUAA
Molecule: messenger RNA, 543 nt
Organism: Colletotrichum paranaense
Lineage: Eukaryota; Fungi; Ascomycota; Sordariomycetes; Glomerellales; Glomerellaceae
Exons: 2
Coding region: 1-543 (180 amino acids)
Source: RefSeq, a predicted model, not a curated record